Messenger RNA from Dalotia coriaria, 1730 nucleotides. RefSeq names its product 4-aminobutyrate aminotransferase (gene Gabat). Gene Ontology annotation, molecular function: pyridoxal phosphate binding. Gene Ontology annotation, biological process: GABA catabolic process. Gene Ontology annotation, cellular component: mitochondrion. NCBI's taxonomy places the organism in Eukaryota, Metazoa, Arthropoda, Insecta, Coleoptera, Staphylinidae. Bases 567 to 1730 code for a protein of 387 amino acids. The record is from RefSeq and is a predicted model, not a curated record. The transcript has 5 exons.
UGUUACAUAACUAAAUCAUUCGUAAGAUAUUUAAAUUACUCAAGUUCAAGAUUAUGAAUAACAUGGUGUGAUACCGCAUUAAAUUUCAAUUGUGGCACAACUCACGUUAUGUCCCUGAGCAUUCAACAAACAUAAAUGUUUAUAAACCGCACAUACGUCCAUAUCGUAUUCGUAUUUGAAUUAAUACGCCGAGCAACCUGAUUACGCCAGAUAUUCCACCAGCAGGCGUGUACUGCAACGCGCGUGAGCGUCGGCAAGCCGGUCGAUAAAUUCAAAAAAGCUCUCCAGCUUGGUUAGUCGCAUCCGAAUUCUCUCGCAGUGAGCAAGUAAGCGCAGGCAGAGAGCGAUAGCAAGCAGAAAGGCGAAGGAAGUUGAUUUGGUCCACGCGCAUUGCCAGGGGGAGCGCGCAGUUGGGUGCAACCCGUGCAAGGGGUGCAGUAUCGGUCAAGGGCAGUUCUUCUGUGAUUUAACUCAGGCAGGGCAGGUAGCUUUGUCUGCUUGGAAGCAUAGUUUAUUCCAAACAUUCCAUUUGAUUGAGCGGAAAACAAAAAAACAAGAAAUUAAAGAUGUUUUCGAAGGUUUUAAGAGCUUCGACUGUGACGCGAACAAGAUGCGCUAGUUCAUUGGUACCUGGGGAACCGAAUGGUCCCACUGUGAAAACCGCUGUUCCUGGACCCAAAUCGAAGGCACUGCAUAAAGAAUUAUCUGAUAUUCAACAAGCAAACUCGGUUCAAUUCUUCGCUGAUUAUGACCGCUCUGUGGGUAACUAUAUCGCCGAUGUUGAUGGUAAUGUUCUCCUCGAUGCCUAUUGCCAAAUCUCUUCAAUGCCUUUGGGUUACAAUCACCCUGAAGCCCUCAAAGUGUUCUGCGAUGAACAUAAUCUGAAAAGUUUGGUGAACCGACCUGCGUUGGGUGUUUUCCCUGGUUCUGAUUGGCCGCAAAAACUCAGAGAUGUUUUAUUAUCCGUUUCACCUGGUUUACCAAACGUAACAACAAUGAUGUGUGGAUCUUGUUCGAAUGAAAAUGCCUUCAAGAAUAUCUUCAUUGCAUACAGACGCAAGGAACGCGGCGAAGAUGUAGACUUUAGUGAUGCAGAUUGCUCAUCUUGCAUGGUCAACCAACCACCGGGUGCACCAAAGUUGUCUAUUCUAUCAUUCCACGGCGCUUUUCAUGGCAGGACACUGGGUGCCCUAGCCACUACACAUUCCAAAGCAGUGCAUAAGAUUGACGUGCCAAGUUUUGAUUGGCCCAUCGCACAUUUCCCAUGCUAUCAAUACCCGCUCGAUGAAAAUCAGCGCGAGAACAAAGAGCAGGAUUCGAAGUGCCUCGCUGAGGUUGAAGAACUCAUCGCAAAGUACAAAUCCAUCGCUCCCGUUGCCGGAAUCAUCAUUGAACCGAUCCAGUCGGAGGGCGGUGAUAAUGAAGCAUCUCCCGAAUUCUUCCAGGGCCUACAACGCAUUGCCAAACAAAAUGGCGCCGCGUUGCUCAUAGAUGAAGUGCAAACAGGUGGUGGGCCCACUGGUAAAAUGUGGUGUCAUGAGUAUUUCAAUCUGGAAACACCGCCGGAUGUUGUCACCUUCAGCAAGAAGAUGCAACUUGGUGGAUAUUUCCACAACUAUGACAUGCAACCCCGUCAAGCAUACAGAGUAUUCAAUACAUGGAUGGGUGACCCAGGUAAACUCCUGCUUCUGGAAGCCAUUUUGAAAGUAAUCAAACAGCAAAAUUUAUGA